GGGGGGGGGCACUGGCCCCUCCACUUUGCGACGGGCCCGGUGACACGUGCGCCAACAGAGGCCCACUGGAUGGGGCCGCAGUCAUUACAAUUGUAGACUUGAUGCGCGUUUACUCUUGAUCACAGCUGCUUGAUUCUUGAGACUCAGUCAUGGACAUCGAUGGCUUCGUGCUUUUACGCAUCGUUGCCCGCGUGAAAGGUCUCCCUCCCGGCUUGGCCUUUCGCCGUCGCUCGCUCGCUUCGUAUACGCACAGCACGUACUAUACUGAACGUGCAGGUGUAGCCGAGUGUGGAUAAAAAUCCCGUUUUGCAUGCACAACCCGUGUCAGAAUCAAUUGGCUACGACCUGGAACAAUACACGUAACUAGGGCAAGUGGCUUCAGCCGCAAGACAGAAGCUUCCUUUGGCGCCCGUGUAAUUUCUAGCCGCAGCCUUUGAACGCAGCCACCAAAUUGUGGAAGAUGACGUCUGGGAGCCAAACAAGCUGGUAGCCAAAUGUACGCCACACGGAAACACACAUGAAACAGGAAUAAGAACUGGCACCAGCUAGAAGUGUCGCGACGUUGCAUAUAUAGCUCCGCCACGACAACUUCACGGGAACUGACUAAAAACUUAGGGGAAACAUUUAUAAUACAUACCCAAGUCUGCAAGUUGCUACGGGGUCGACACAGAAAAUGACAAUUUAUUCACCCAUACCACCGCCCUUGCAGGAACCUCAAUUACAGAAUCUUAGCACUUUGAGCUGGCGAGUAUUUCAGGCCGCCAAAAAUGGUAAACCUAUUACUCUAGGGGCAUUGCUGUACGACAAGUCGCCGGCAAUAAUAAAUCUCGUGCUGUCUGAAUCAGUCGAGUGCGAUGAUUACCGAUGCACCGCCCUGGUCGCUGCGGCUCGAAACGGACACAACACAGUGGUCAAACUCCUGCUUGACCAGUAUGGCGUCAACACAGAGCAGACGGGGACAGUCAAGUUCAAUGGCUACGUUAUUGAGGGGGCCACAGCGCUGUGGAGCGCUGCCGGGGCGGGCUAUUUCGAGGUCGUCAAAACGCUGGUCGAUCACAGUGCUGAUGUUAAUCAUGCAACCGUGUCAGACUCCACCCCGUUGAGGGCUGCAUGCUACGACGGAAGGCUGGACGUGGUGAAGUGCUUGGUGCAAAACAAGGCUGACAUCCAUAAACCAAACAAAUAUGGAAAUACAUGUGUCAUGAUAGCUGGUUACAAAGGGCACGGUGCUGUUGUCGAGUACUUACUUGUCAAUGGAGGCGAUGUGAAUGCCCAAGCUAACUGUGGCGCCACGGCGAUGCACUUCACAGCAGAGUGUGGCCGGUUGGCUAUUGUGAAACUUCUGGUCAGGCAUCAUGCCAAGAUGCUUAAAAAUGAACAUGGACUCACGCCUCUGAUGGUCGCCUGUGACAAUGGCAUGGCUGAGGUAGCAGAAUUCCUCAUGUCAUUGCCAAAGGUGACUACAAUGGAAAAAAUCCAGGCUUUGGAAUUGCUUGGUGCAUCGUUUGCAAAUGAUAAGGAGCACUAUGACAUUGCCAAGACGUACCACUAUUUCUACUUGGCCAUGCUGCACAGAUGCAUGGAAUCGGAGAAAGUCAACAUCAAAGAGGUGUGUGAACUGUCGCCUGCUUACGCUGAUCGCCGCGAGUGUGUCACCCUGCAAGAGCUGAAGGAAAUCAAGGGUGACCACUUUGCGCUCCAGAUGGAGGCACUGAUCAUUCGGGAGCGCAUCCUGGGCCAGCAGAACCCCGAUCUGCUCCACCCAAUCAUCUUCCGGGGAGCAGUGUGCGCAGACAGCAUGCAGUUCAGCUCCUGCAUCUCCCUGUGGAUGCACGCCAUGAACAUCCGGCAUCGUCUCAACCGUUCCAUCCAGAAGGACAUUCUCCGUUUUGCCCAGGUCUUUUCCCAGAUGCUGCACAUCGGGGAGGAGGUUCCCUUCCAAAACCUCUACCAUGUGCUGGCCCUGGCCGUCGUCGAGAUUGAGAGCUGGCAGGCCAAAUUGAAAUCAGCCCAGGAUCAGGUGGACAGGAAGUCCCUGCAGAGUGUACUAGAUGCCGAUAUACUCACCACGCUGUACAUCCUGAUGGUGAUGAUCAACAAGCACGUCAACAAGACCAAAACCCAGGAGCACCAGUCCAAGAAACUGGUGUACCGCUUGAUCUCGCUCAACCCGAGAACUGCAAACGGAUCCACGCCCCUGCACAUGGCUGUCAACCAGCUCACGCCAGUGGACGACUUCCACACGAAUAACGUCUGCUACUUCCCCAGCUAUCGGCUCGUGGAGUUGUUGCUGGAGUGCGGUGCAGACCCUAAUGCCACAGAUCACUUCGGGGAAACGCCGCUGCAUGUCGUAGUUCAGUACAACAAGCCAAUAAGCGACUUCACUACGUUGCAUUCCAUCAUAGUGCUCCUGGCAAGUAGAGGCUGCCAUUUGGACCAGACGAAUGAUGAGGGGAAGACAGCCAGUGAUGUGUCUACUACAGGGGUGGCAGAAAUCAUCCUCAUAGCCCUAAUCAAGCCGUCUUUGAAAUGCAUAGCUGCAAGGACCGUUAAAAGACAUGGCAUAAAGUAUAAAGGGUUGGUCCCAAAGACAUUAGAAGGUUUCAUAGAGAUGCAUUGAUAAAGUAGAUUCUGUUUAUAAAAUUAUGAGCUUAAAAACACUUGUUUGGGUUUGAAACCACUUCACAGUUUGGUUAUUGAAUUUAGGCAGUACUGGUUAUGGUGCGACGACUGUGAAUCCUUGAUAUUCAUGGAUUACUCUGAAAUUUCAGGUUUCUUGAGAAAUUACCAAUUUCUAAGAAAAAAACUUUGCCCAGAUAUCUAAAUCCAAGGGCAGAUCUAGGUUCAUUAAAACGCAGUAUAAUGUAACAGGCAGAUAUGGCCCCCUCUCUUGUAUUCAUGAACUCUAACCCCCAGGGUGUGUGUAAAAUAAUAAUGAAAUUGGAGGAUUUGGGACUGUUGGGGCUAAUCCGCCAGCAUUUGAAUCUCCUGUUCCAGCCCUUCAUGUCGAAUUGGUCUUUUGUAUGUUAACUUUAUGUAAGAAUUGGCCAUGUACCAAACAGACAGUACUGUAAUAUCUAUGCAGCAAAUGAAAAAGAUUGGUUUCCAACAUCUUUCACAAUUUCUUUGUAUGUAAACGGAAUACAUUUAAAAAUAAUCCAUGCGGCUGGCAUUAAUGUAGUAAUGAAGAAUCCAAGUAAUGUAAGCAAAUUACGUGUACAAAUGGAUGUCAAGUUCAUUUAUUUCUGAUUUAUUAACCCUAACCCUACAUAAUCCCAAAAAUUACUACUUAGUAGUAAAAUGUAGCAAACAGCGCUGUCGCCUGUAUGACUUUAUGCCUGAGCAUGACUUUAUUGUUCUCUGAAGUCAUAAAAUACAAUAGAUAAGACAAUGUACCAUACAGUACUGUGGCACUUUGAUUUUAUUGUUCUCUGCACGAGUAACAAUGCAGGGUGCCCUAGCGAAAAGUAGUAAUUUGUUGGGCUAUAUGUAGGUCCUGCAGGCUCGGACUACUGUAGUAUUUUGUAGUACUGAGUCCUGUAAGCCAAAUGAUAUGCUUGGGGUUAGGGUUAAUUAAUGUAUACAUGUAUGUGUGUUAUAAAUUUAACACUGCCAUGAAACCAGAACUGUGGGUAAAAUUCAUGACAAAAAGUCCUAGGCCGUUUUCCAACUUUGGCUCCGCCUUGGGCUUCAACUGCUUUUUACUUUUGUAAGCAAAAAAGCCAAAACUUACAGUACUUCAAUUUAAUUUAAAUGCUUCAGGUUCACCAUCAGGGAUUGUUUUUGGAGACGAAGCCUGAGAUGGAGACAAAAUCUAGUACUGGAAAACGGCCCUAAAAUCAUACCAAAGGAGAACCACUUGUACUUACAUCAAAGUUUAUUCGCUUGGACUCAGGAAAUGGCUGUUUGACUUGCUUUCUCAAACAGUUAAUUCAGUAAGACAUGUACAUGUAAGUUUAAUCUGCAAUUUUCAAAAAACCAAUUUGUUAUCAAAACAGUGUCAUUACAUGUUUUUAACCACUGUUGUAGUCGAGACCACUUAAAGACCUUUACAAGACUAGCACAAGGCCAACACCAAACCUCCAGUCGGAAGUCAAGUCACAAGCUAUUCAAAUGAACUGCAACAGAAGCAUUCCUUUCUCAUUGUUCACGGUCUUGCUUGUGCCUGGUCUUGCGCAUGGUCUUCUGAAGGUCUGAACUAAAACAAUAAUAAUUUUAACAUAUUGCACAGUGUAAAUUGUACCCUAUCUAUGCUAGUGUCUAUUGAAAGUACAUGUACAUGUACAUAAGCAGCUGUGUACUGAAGGGCUGAGUCAAUUCAAAUAAUUCACUAUACGAAUAUUCGACUUUCAAUUCAAUCCAAAUAUUCGGUUGCACACGUUGCAGAUUCGGUUGCAGACUGUUGAUGAACAUGCCAAUAUACAAAAUCAGUUGCAAUAAUACACACAUAUUAUAGCUUCUCACAAUAUUAUAGCUUUCUCACAUCUAGGAGUAUCUCCAGCCACAAUUGAGAAAGAUUUUAAGAGAUACAUGUACUUCUUGCCCUGCUGAAA
Molecule: messenger RNA, 4553 nt
Organism: Acanthaster planci (crown-of-thorns starfish)
Lineage: Eukaryota; Metazoa; Echinodermata; Asteroidea; Valvatida; Acanthasteridae
Product: protein fem-1 homolog B-like
Molecular function (GO): protein binding
Source: RefSeq, a predicted model, not a curated record